UAUCUUGAAGACUAGUACUAGUUUUUAAAUUCUUUGUCGCCCGAGAAUAUGCUCAUAAUUUCAUGACCACUACAUUUCAUAAAUUCCAAAUUCAGUUCAUGUGAUUCUCUCUCGUCUCCCUGCCGACAAUUCCAAUAUGAUGGAUUCAUAUAUAUAAAAAUGGAGUUGAUUUGAGGGUACAUAAUUGUGAAUUUGAUGCUUCACUCUGCAGCUGUUCUAUUAGCACUCUUAACAUGUCAGGGCACCUUUGUAUUGAAGAAGUAGCAGGGCAGGAUGAAAGAAGAGAGCAUUCAGAGGAUGAAAGAAAGACAGCAAUAUACAGUUUGAAAAAGAAGGCAAUAAAUGCAUCGAACAAGUUGAGGCAUUCUUUUAAGAAGAAAAGAAGCAAAAAGAGUGGCAGCCGGAGUAAUUCCCUGUCCAUUGAGGAUGUUCGAGACGCGAAGGAGCUUCAAUCAGUCGAUGUAUUUCGACAGGCACUUAUAUCUGAUAACUUGCUGCCCGCCAAACACGAUGAUUAUCACACGUUAUUGAGAUUCUUGAAAGCCAGGAAGUUUGACAUUGAGAAAGCAAAACACAUGUGGGCCAACAUGAUACAAUGGAGGAAAGACUACGGUACAGAUACAAUUAUAGAGGAUUUUGAGUUCAAGGAAUUGCAUGAAGUCCAGCAGUACUAUCCACACGGUAAUCAUGGCGUAGAUAAGGAAGGAAGACCCGUUUAUAUUGAAAGACUAGGCAAAGUUGAUCCCAGCAAACUUAUGCAAGUAACUAAUAUUGAAAGGUACUUGAGAUACCAUGUGCAGGGUUUUGAGAAAACAUUUGCUGUUAAGUUUCCAGCUUGCUCAAUAGCUGCUAAGAGACAUAUAGAUUCAAGCACAACCAUAUUGGAUGUUCAAGGCCUGGGUUUCAAAAAUCUAACCAAGUCUGCACGGGAACUCAUCACGCGCCUGCAGAAGAUUGAUGGUGAUUACUAUCCAGAAACACUCUACCAAAUGUUUAUCAUCAAUGCUGGCCCUGGUUUCAAGAUGCUUUGGAACACGGUGAAAACGUUCCUAGAUCCCAAAACCACGUCAAAAAUUCAAGUUCUCGGAAACAAGUUCCAGAGUAAAUUACUUGAAGUUAUUGAUGCGAGUGAGCUGCCAGAAUUUCUUGGUGGUACUUGCACUUGUGCUGAUCGGGAUGGUUGUAUGAGAUCUGAUAAAGGGCCAUGGCAAGACCCAAACAUUAUAAAGAUGGUUCUCAAUGGUGAAGUACAUUGCUCUAGACAAAUAGUAACAGAUACUAACGAUAAGGCGACUGCAUUCGAAUGUGAUAGGACAUCUUAUCCAAUGAUAAGAAGUUGUGAUACACCUACAGGAGAGUCAGGGUCUGAAGUUGACGAAAUUACAUCUCCCAAAGCAAGUGGGAAUCAUAUAAACCCUAUGUUGACUCCAGUGCAUGAAGAAGCAAGACUGGUUGGAAAGGCUAAUCAUGCUGCUAAGGGUUUCUCUGAGCAUGAUGAGUAUAUACCAAUGGUUGACAAGGCUGUGGAUGUUGGCUGGAAGGAAAAGCAAGCAACAUCUCAAAACUCAUCUGACUCAACAACAGAAAAAUUUCUAUCGAGUAAUGAAAAAUGUCCUGAUGGAAACCGAGCAUAUAUCUGGACUGUCAUAAUGAGCUUCUUCUUAGCCCUCGUUACUUUUGCCCGUUCGAUAGCAUUUGGUGGUGUUAAAGGAAUACUGAGGCAUGAAUCUAAUUCUUCUCAAAGUAUAACAAGCAUGACUGUUGAUUCAGUGUCUAUGGAAGAAUCUGGUACUCCUUCACCUGCUCCUGAGUUCACAGAGACAAACCACCCCGCAUCUGCCUUGAAACGCCUUGGCGAGCUUGAAGAGAAAGUUAACAUGCUACAAUCAAAAUCUAAUGUGAUGACAUAUGAGAAAGAGGAGCUGCUGAAUGCUGCAGUUUAUCGAGUUGAUGCAUUGGAAUCAGAGUUGAUUGCUACAAAGAAGGCUCUAUACGAAGCUUUGAUAAAACAAGAAGAAUUAAUGGAAUACAUAGAAAGACAGGACAAACACAAAAGCAUGUGGAAAAAGGUUUGCUGUUGAAGAGAUACUGCACCCAAAGGAGCUUGUUUUGUAGGUAACACGUUAUUUCUUGUCAGAUUGAGUGUAAUAAUAUUUAAACUUGCAGCAAAGAAUAUUGUUCUUCUACCUGCCACAUUGGUCUUGUAUCUAAAUUUCUCUUUACCGGUCA
This is a messenger RNA of Arachis stenosperma, 2229 nucleotides long. RefSeq names its product phosphatidylinositol/phosphatidylcholine transfer protein SFH6-like. The record is from RefSeq and is a predicted model, not a curated record. The transcript has 14 exons. NCBI's taxonomy places the organism in Eukaryota, Viridiplantae, Streptophyta, Magnoliopsida, Fabales, Fabaceae. Bases 234 to 2081 code for a protein of 615 amino acids.